UUUCUACAAGGGGGCCGGGCGGAGAACCUGUGGAGGCUCCGCACCCCACAUCCACACGCCUCCCUCCGGAGAACCUGCAGGAGAAUCCCCGGAGUUCAGUGCAUGUCCGAAAGCAGCGAUAUUGUCAGAGGGAUGUUCGGUGGAGGUCUUGCCCCGGGGCCCUCCUUGGUGGUUCAUCCGCCCCUGCACAGUGCCACUUCCCACACAGCCAGCGAGUCGGCCUGUGACGUGUAGGAUCGGCGGCGGCGCCACGGUUGCUGAGUGCCGGGCUGUCGGCUGCUGCGAGUCGGCCUCCCCCGCUGGAGCUCUCCCAGUCGGGUGUGUUUACCUCCCGGUGCCCUGUGGCCGGCUGCCACACACAGACACAAACACACACACACAGACAGACACACACAGACAGACACACUCCGCCUUCCGCAGCCUCACCGAGCCCGGGGAGGAGCACCGAUGUAAGCGGCCUCGCCUCUCGUCCUCCGCGGGUUCCCUGCAGCGGCGUGUCGCUGACCCCGUGGCCGAGUCGUCAUGAAUAAGGAAAUCAUGUCACGUGUGGUGAAGAAGAGGCAGGCAGACCCCAAGGUGGUCCAGUAUGUGUGGGCGUCCAUCGAGGUCAUCCGCAACCAGAAACAAAUCGCAAAUAUGGACAGGAUCUCCAAGUACCUGAGUCGUGUUUAUAGUAUGCACCCCAAGGAGACGGCCAGACAGCUGAGCCUGGCUGUCAAGGACGGCCUGGUGGUCGAGACCCUCACGGUGGGCUGCAAGGGCUCAAAGGCCGGCAUUGAGCAGGAAGGCUACUGGCUACCGGGGGAGGAAAUGCCAAGUUCAUUCCCAAUGAAUCAGGAGCCGAAAGCCGAGGGAAGCAAGGACUGGGAGGCAGAAAGCCACGACUGGUACUGCUUCGAGUGUCACCUACCGGGCGACAUCCUCACGUGCGACAACUGCUUCCGAGUUUACCAUCUCAAGUGUCUGUCGGACGAGUGCAAGCCCCGAGACGGAGGAUCGCACUGGCAGUGCGUCGCCUGCAGGGGCAGUAAAAAGAAGAACCUGAACAAACAGGACAUGUGUAAAUACCUGCGUUUCAUCGUCCAGCGUAUGAAGGAGCGGGCAGUGGACCUGAACAAGAAAGGCAAAGACAUUAAACAUCCCAUGUACAGACGGCUGAUCCACACGGCACUGGACGUGUCCAACAUCCAAGAGAACCUGUCUGAGGGAAAGUAUAAGAACUUUGAUGAGUUCAAAGCAGACGCUCAGCUGAUUGUUCACAACACUUCCAUCUUGUAUGGAGUUCACAGCGACCAGGCGGAGAUCGCUCGGUUGCUCUUCAGCGACACGUGUCACGAGUUGAACGAGUUGUUGUUGUGUAAGAACUGCUUCUACUUGUCGAACGCCCGGCCCGACAACUGGUUCUGUUACCCCUGUAGCCCCAGUCACGACCUGGUCUGGGCGAAGAUGAAGGGUUUUGGCUACUGGCCGGCCAAAGUCCUGCAGCGGGAGGACAACCAGGUGGACGUGCGCUUCUUCGGACACCAGCACCAGAGAGCCUGGAUUCCUGCAGACAACAUACAGGACAUCAAGGUGAGCGUCCAGCAGCUGCAGGUGAAGCGCAGCAGUGGUUGGAAGAAGGCGUGCGAGGAGCUCGAGGUUUACCAGCGUUUCCUGAGGGAGGGGCGCUACUGGAAAACAAAGAUGGAGGAAAGCAGCCUGCCGCACCAUCAACAGAGCCAGCCGCAGCCGCUGCAGGAAGUGGAGGAGGAGGAGGAAGACGAUGUGGUUGAGGCGGAGGAAGAGGAGGAGGGCGGCGGUGGUGGUGGUGGUGGUGGUGGCGGUGGUGGUGGCGGUGGUGGUGGCAGCGCCGCCGCGAGGCCCGACAGACCGGAGCGGACAGACGAAGCCGAGUCGAGCAUCUCCUCCACGAGCAACGAGCAGGUCCGACAUCUCAAGGGCAGUCAGGAGCCAAAGGCGAAGAAGAGUCGUCGGUCUCAGAUGGUCGAGCCCAAAGAGGAAGCAAGUGACCCGGAGCCCGAGAUGGAGGCGGUGAGCUCCAGCCAGGAGAUCCCCGUGUCCUCGGCGCCGCAGCAGCCGGAGAAGCUGUCGGUGUCCACGCAGACCAAGAAGGCCAGCGGGGGGUCGCCGCGCACGCUGCACCGCGGAACCCAGACCAGCAGCGACGGCGCCUGCCAGAACAUGUGCCACGAGAAAUACACCAAGGUCUUCAACGACGUCAAAGAGAUGAUGAAGGCCGACAACAAGAGGGAAACGGAGAGGGUCGUCCGAGAAGCUCUGGAAAAGCUCCGAGCAGAGAUGGAAGAGGAGAAGCGUCAGGCGGUGACGAAGGCGGUGGCCGGAUCUCAAGCGGAGAUGGAGAGGAAGUGUAAGCAGGUGAAGGAGAAGUGUAAAGAGGAGCUGGUGGAGGAGGUGAAGAAGCUGGUGGCCCAACACAAACAGCUCAUCUCCCAGACCAAGAAGAAACAGUGGUGUUACAACUGUGAGGAGGAGGCCAUGUACCACUGCUGCUGGAACACCUCGUACUGCUCCAUCAAGUGUCAGCAGGAGCACUGGCACGCCGACCACAAACGCACCUGCCGCCGGAAGAGAUGAGCGCUCAAGCCCCGCCCUCUCUGACCCCUGCACAGCUCGCCAACGGCUCUCGCCCUCUCCGUCGCCUGUCAGUCAGUGUCUACAACAAACACACAACCACACACACAACCACACACCCCCUUCCUGCUUCUCUACUUGCCUUCCUGAACACUUUGUGGACCCGAGCUCUGGUUCUGUUUGUUAUUUAAUGUCCCCAUCGUAUCGAUUUCUCUUCUCUGAGUCACGAACAGAUCGUCGGAGAGUUCGGAUCAAACGAGUCCUGAUUCCGACUUUUAUGUUUCCUUUUUUUUGUGUUUUUAUUAUUUUCCUUUUACUGAAGUGCUAAUUUUGAGCUUGUGUCAGAGAAUGUGUUAUUUAAGUGUGUAGUGACAGAUGAGCAUUAACAGAAGACAUUUUAUUACCUGAAUUUUUUAAAAGAGUCAUUUUUCUUACUGUAAAUGCAACAAAUACACCCUGUCGACCCCCCUCCCCCCCCCCACUCCCUGUAAGUACUACCGCUGCAUUGAACGAGUUCUGCUUUCAUAGAGAAAACUUCCUGGAAAAACUACAAAAAGCUGCGUGAGGUGUCGACGUGUGGAAGCUCACGAAGUUUCUCUUUUCACGAGGCGCUUGUGGUGAAAAGCACCUUUUAUCAUUUCUACCUAAAAUCAAGACUUAUUGGAAACAGGGUCACGAGUUCGGCUUGAAAAGACGCCGACAAAAGAUAUCUUCCAUGAAUUAUUAUUGAUAUUAUAAUUAAUAUUAUGCAAUUUCCCCCUUUUUUUUUAACAGACACAUUUUAAUGAGUCAGGUAUUAAAAUCAAAUGUGAAGAAAUCAUUUAUUUCCGUUGCUCUAAAUUGGGAAAAUGUAGAACAAUCUUUCUUGAGCUGGAUCUUAGAGAGGUUCCAUGAUUUGACCGUUUUUUGCACAUUUCAUUUUGUUAACAGCCCAAAUAUGUGUAGCCCCCCCCUCCUCCCAGCUUUGCUUUGUAUAUUUUUCCGAGCGUCGUAAGUGUAAUUUUUAUAAUAUGAUAUCCACUCGAAAUGCAUCUUCUCUCCUUUUUUUAAUCUGACGUGUGAGUAAAGCUCCGAGACUCUUUCACUGCUCUUUGCCGGCUUCUCAUCUUCGUGCAUGUUGAUAGUUCCAUCAUCUUUUUUUCAUUCAUCGCGGUAAAAGAAAACAACAAAUAAAAAAAUUAAGAAGACGGAUGGACCAAUAUAAAACAUUAUGCAAAUGUGAAUGAUCAAAUCAAUCUUUUCUAUUCUUCUCCCUGAGAUGGAGGGCGAUUGUUUCUACCUUUGGUGCUUGGAUUUUUUUUUCCUUCCUCAAUGCGGCAAUAAAAUUGCCAGGUUUUGAUUUUUUUUUUUAGAAGUGUGGCACUUUUAAAGUUUGACUGUUUCCUCAGUUAUGAAGAUUGACUGAACGGAGGAAAAAUAAUUCAGCUUCUCUGUACAGAUCCUUUUCUUUUUCUAAACCCGCUCUGGUUCGUGCUUCUGGUGACGUGUGGAGAAUAACGUGUCGUACAUUUUCACCUAGUGGGCAGAACCAGGCUUUUAUUUCUAUUUCAUCCGUUGUGUGGUAAAUGAAAAGUGAACUCUCAGUCCAGGUGGUCUACUUGUGCCGUGUGCCCGUUCUGUAGCACAUGCUAACUGUACGUUAUGAACUAUAUAUUGAUGUUGCUUUUCAUUCUGUACCAGCAGGAAAUCAAAAUGCUCAAUAAAAACUGAACGAGGUCAAAACAGCAUGAGCGUCAUGUAGGAACACGCUUGAGUUUCUGACUUCAGCUUCCUGCGUCUGUGAAAUCCAACACGUCAGAGAAGCUUCGGACUAAACGCCUCCGAGAGAGUGCGAGGACAGGACAUUAGAAUUCAAAUAAUCUGAUUAUACCACAUAAGGGUGAAAAGACGAACUUUCCGCGUAGGGAGAUUGGAAUCCUGGUUUCACAGAUGCAGAAAGUUAAAGUCUCGACUUUUUAAGCCGAGUCAAAAGUGGAAUUAUAGCAGCGCUGGUGAUGCUGUGUCACCCUGGCUCUGAAAUCCAGAAAAUUACAGUAAGAGAAUAUUGAAUUAUGGGACGAUGGACAAGUCCAGUCGCUGUCUCAGUUACACAACUACACAGCUCUGAUUAUGGGAUACUUCCAGCAGCAGAUUUUGAAGGUGCGUGUAGAGUGUUGGCUUGAAGUAACAACGACGUGUGUGUUGAUGAACAAACACGUUUUAUUAAAGUGAAGCCCUGAUAUGAUUCUGCAGGUUUUGGAAACACAACUCUUUAAAGUAUUGGAGCGAACAAUGUGAUUAUUAUUAUAUUAUGAGAAUUUUCUGUCACGACACCUGAUUUCUAAACCUUGUCUUUUGUUUUGAAACUCGUUCGAGCGCAUCACUCUAACAUGUCACCCGUUGUCGUGCCGUUCUGCCACCGUGUCACAUGUUUUAUCACAGUUCUCCUCCGAGUUUUGGCAUCAAACGUUUUCGCUUCGUCAUCAUUGCACUACAUGUAAAUAAAAUGUCUCCGUCACAUGAUAUGUACAUUGUAAAUGAAUUCACAAAUAUUGGAUUUCAGCUGUUCUCUUCUGGAUGACUGUUAGUUUUAGUUUUGUACAAUGUACAACCGUAAUCAUGUUAAACUCUGUGGCCACAACGCGGAGCUGUCUGUGUUUCAGUUUCUCUUUUUUUUUAUUAUUUCAAACACCGUGAACCACACUGCACCUUCAACGUCUCCCAGUGAUUCAAUGUGUUGGUUUUUUAACACACUGUUGGAAACCAGCUCAUAAGUGCAUGACACAUUUCACGUGACUCUUCUCUUUUACUGUUUUUAUAUUCGUCCAUCCAGCCGUAAAGAUUUCAGUGAAUUUAGUUUGUUUUCCGCUAUGUGGAAAAGAAAAUUGAUGUCAUUCCAGUUUGUAUCUCUGGUUUUUAAACUGCAUGAGUAAAGGUGUGUGUCUGUGGCUCCUUAUUCUGUUUUCCCUUGUGUAAAGAAGAGAUUUUUGCACUUCCUCAGAGUAAUGCAAUAUGACAAUGAUGUUUUUUUUUCAUUUUUUGGGAAAUUCACUUAAGCUAAAUCACAUUUUCAAAUCAGUAAAUCAACGACACGGUCGACCAGACCCAGACUUUUCACUGUUUUUUAUUCUAAGUACGUGAUGCGGUGUGAGUACUAUAUGAAAUCAUGCUUAUACUUACAGAGUAUAGUUACUUUUAACUGGAAUAAUUCUAGUUAAAAAUUGGUUUGUCCUCAUCCCCUGGAGAUCAUGUUCUUCUGUUCUGUCCAUAUGUAAACUAUUAAUCGUGGCUUAACAUUUUCUAUGCUCCUGAUAUUUCUUUUUUGAUGCUGUAGCCAGCAAUAUGUAUAUAAAUAUAUUCUAUGUGCUAACAUGGAGGAAAUAAAUGUAUCAAAAAUGUC
Limanda limanda (common dab) is the source of this 5971-nucleotide messenger RNA. RefSeq names its product zinc finger, MYND-type containing 11 (gene zmynd11). Gene Ontology annotation, biological process: regulation of transcription elongation by RNA polymerase II. The transcript is spliced from 16 exons. Lineage: Eukaryota; Metazoa; Chordata; Actinopteri; Pleuronectiformes; Pleuronectidae. Bases 523 to 2595 code for a protein of 690 amino acids. Gene Ontology annotation, molecular function: transcription corepressor activity; protein binding; DNA binding. The record is from RefSeq and is a predicted model, not a curated record.